UUCCUAUGACAAAAUUAUUCAUCAAUUUAGGUAAAGGAAUAGUGAAUAGCAAUAUUGACAUGUCAGGUUGUUCAGUUGAAAUUUUACUGACUUUCCAACGCUUAUUUUUAUCAAUCCCAACAAAAUUGCUCCAACAAUGGGUAAUUCCUUAAUGCAACGAUAUCCAUUGAAAGUCCAACAAACAGUCUUUAUCAAUAACCAGAAAGAGAGUAGUAAAGUGAAAUGUCUCCGUGCGGUCUCCUCAUUAUAAUUUGCAUGAAAAGAAAUUCAAAAAGAAGGCGACCGCAUCCUCUUUAACCCUGCCUCGGCUUUCUGCGGUAUUCAAGCAAAACCCAUUAAAAGGAAUUCUGCAUACUAAAUAGAGGACGUUUAAAAAUUUCCAUUAAUUCAUUAAGAACUACACCCGUAGAACAAAACUUCCUCAAUUAAAAUAUCAAAUUAAAUAAUUGUUAGACACUGGUAUUUCAUUCACUACACGAGGAGAAAUUUCUCCGGAAAAUUCUGAUCCGAGCACAAGAAACGACGUGCAAAGUCAUGGUUGGGAAAAAAUUCUAGUGCGGAUGUUGGAAUUUGUUAUUAGCUUAAAGUUGAAUUUUCCGCAAAAAUCUCGACGAAUUUUUGAUAGACAACGUUUACUUUGAAGGAAUUGGAUUUUUUUUUAUCACUCGUACGUGAAUUUUUCAAGAAAAUUUUUCCUUGUGCUUAAACAUCGCAGGUGAUGUCGAAUACAUGUUUGAUUGAUUCAUCUUGAAGAAGUCGCUUUGUCCCAAGACUAAAUGAAAAGCAUUUCCAGCAAAUAUUUUAACACCUGAAAACUGAAAUAAAAUAUUCGUGGGAACUCCAUCCAUUCACAGUUCUGAUAUCUUGGUUUAAUUGUGCCUGAAAGGCGCACAUUCAAGUGUCUCAUUAGUAUAGCUUAUUUAAUUGUAGAAUAAAACUAGGUAGGAAGAUAGGAUGCCUUGAGGAUAGAAGCAGACAAAUAGAAAGAAAUUCUCAUCUCAUCACAGCGUGAAAAGAAAAGUCGGAUGUGUUGCCUUGCGGCAUUUACUAAGCGACAGGUCGCGCUUGUCUAUGGCUAUCGGACGGAGACAAAUGUGCACAAACAAAUAGAAACGUAAUGAGAGACAUGUUGUCAACACAUAUACCUUUGACCCCUUAGAUAUUAAGCGAAGAAUUGUUGGGGUAAAUACCCGGAAUACCAAUUGCGUUGUUAGAAAAUUGUUUGUCGGUGCAAUCCUCAUUCCACUGUGAAUAGAUCCCUGAAUCAAUAAUCUCUUCCGUUGAGUCUUCAAAUUCUUAUCAAGUCUUGCAUUAGUGGGGGACUGUAUUUCGAGCUACUACCGAUUAUGAUAUCCUGCGCCCUAUUCCUGCUGACCGCAGGAGAUGAUUCGGAGGAGGUCAGUCCUUUGCCACCGAUAAAAAUCGACAAGCACCUGCGCCGGGCGCUUUUAAAAGCCCUGGAAGACCUGGAAACCGAAUCAGAAGAGCAGAAGCCAGAUCCUCCAACAGCGGAGGGUCUCGCUACGAAAGUUGCGGAUAAUAUCAACAUAUCCAAUCGCUUCGCAGGUGCCUCCUUCUCCUUCUCCGAUUUCCCGGGAGAAUCUUCGGAAGUCCCGUCCGAGGAGAAACUCCAAAAUUCGAGUUUCGUGGAAAUGGAAAAACUCGAAACCUCAGAGCCCAAGGAGGCCGAGAAAGCUGCUUUCCAGAAGUACGACGUACUUCUAGGUGACAAGGAGAUACAAGAGAAGAGCCCAAACCCAAAUCAAGUCGAUCAGAUUUUAACGCGGAGUGUGGAAAUAACAGGUGGCAGAUCAGCAAAUUUGAUCAGUCAAUCAACCAUAGAAAAGGAUGAGAAAGAACAUUUGAGCGUUAGUUCAAGCAAUGGAAUAGUUUCAGCUUCCGCAAACUCAUUGGUUCCCCCCAGUCCAACACCAUCAAGUCCCACAGUGAAGACAGUAUCCCAGAAUAUUACGUCACCAUUGCUCCCAACAUUGUCACCAGAUGUGAGUGCAAACCCGAAUGACACCGAGGUGAACAUCUUUCAGGCGCCUUUGGUAGCGGCUUUCACAGUUCAGCAGGAUGAGAGAGGAGUACCAAAGAGCGUUGUACCCCUGUACAAACCGGGUUCAGACAAUGAGGGACUAAGUCUCCAAGAGCAACUGGAAUUCAGGCAGCAGCUCUUGGACAAACAAUUGGCAGAGUUGCAAGCUCAGCAGAUCCGUCAGACACAGUUCUUGUACAAUCAACAGCAGUUAUAUCAUGAGCAGUUGAGGCUGAAGCAGAGACAGCAGUUGCAUCUGCAAGAACAGGCGAGGAUAAAGCAGUUUGAGGAACAAAGAAUUCAGCAGUUCAAUCAGUUACAGCAGCAGGUGCAACAGGCUCAACAGGCGCAGUUGCAAAAUCCUCAAGGGGCAUUCAGUCAGAAUAAUUUGUUGGCAUUUCAGCCCCCUUUCCAGACUCAAAACGUUCAGUUCCAACCAAGUGUGAGCCUUCAGCUCCCUAAUACAGCUGUGCCACCGCCAUUUGCCCAAUCUCCAUCAGUCCAGGAGCAGCUGAGACUCCAACAACUCCAGAGGCAGCAAAUAAUUCAGCAUCAGGCCCAGCAACUGCAAUUUCAGAGGCAGCAGGCGCUCUAUUUGCAGCAGCAGAGGCUCCAGCAGAGUUUUCCCGGCUUUCAAAGCGAAUUUCAACCCCCCGCUCCUAUACCUGCUACCAGAUUUCAUAGACAAGAAGCCUUCGGCUCUGUUGGGAACUUCGGUAUCAAUGAUAACAGACAAAUCAUCAACAGAAAUCAUCUGCCUCUAGAGCCUCCUAGGCUCCCAGCUCAGGAUUUUGUGACACUGAAUCAGUUUGGAUUCAGGCAACAGCCUCUAAGGCCUCCAACCGCUGCAAGACAGAUACAGCAUCUGCUGCAUCAAUCUGGUGUGGCCGGAGGCCUUCAAUCUCCGAAAAAUCAACAGGGACGCUCCAACCAGGAAGACCUCAACAUUGUUUCCAAAGUUCUAGCGCUUAACGUCGGUUCUAUUCCUACCAAAAAUCUACAGUUCAAUGACCAAGGCUUCGCCAGGGCGUGAGAGUUACUGAAGAACUUAUUACUUUAUUUUUAUGUUUAAAUUAUUUCUCCUACAAGUGUAAAGGAUUCAGCAAGAGAGUCUCCAUGAGAUUUAGGAAUUUCCAGGCUGGUGACGCUCGUGAUCUUUUCCACUUGAAAAAUGUCUAUUGAUUCGUUGAAAAAUUAAUUUCAAAUAUAUCAAGGGGGUAAUGCGGGCGUCCGUCUUAUUGAAGUUGGCAUCGGAUUAGUUGACGUUUUUUUAAGUGGAUAUCAGUCGCAAAGAUCACGAGAAGAUUCAUUCACAGAGGGCAAUGAGGUGAAUCGGAUCGUUCGAAGCUUCUGAAGAUCCUUUUGAUAACAGGAAACAGGGGAGAUUCUUUAAUUAUUUUAUUUUAAACAUUAUUAACUGAGGUAAAGACGAGGGAAAACUUCUCCGAAAGGCGACUGUAUCUCUCCACAAUCGCUGAGACGGAAGUUGAGGCCUUAACAGGGAUAAUGAUAUUAAUUAAGAGAUUUUCGUUGUUACUUUGCAAACAUUCCUAGUAUGAGAUUCUCUGCUUCACGGAGACCGUAAAAAGUAUGUGCAGAAUUGUUCAGAGAGAUGGAUUUACGUAAUCAAUUAUGUGGCAUGUAGGACAGUUAAUCACAUUGUUCGGGAAUUUCUGUCUUCCUCGUUGAAUUUUUUCGUUCUGUUUCAUUCUCACUUGUUUCCCGCACAUGUGAUGAUAUUUCGUCUCGGCGGGGAUAAAUAUGUUAUUACAGUAAGAGUGGAGAUAAGACAGCAUGUAAUGGAGAGUCGAACAGGUCGAGAGAAAUGAAAAGUAGGCGGGCAACAAUUGAUACCAAGCAAAAACCUAUUGAGAAAUAUUGGAGUGUCAUGCUGGGUCCAUUCAAUUUCGUUGACUCACGCAGAAAUUCAUCAUUCUUAUGAUGUAAUUUUUUUGAGACUUGAUGAACGAAUCAUGACCAAUAAAAUUUUCUUUAGCUCCUACAAUUGUUUAGUUCAAACUUGUUCGCCAGAAAAUUUUCUCUCGACCUUGCCGCAAAAAUCUUUCUCAUGAGAGACCGAAUCACCUUCUGAAAAAAAAAUCUAUUUACAUUUUUUUAAGCUCCUUUUCGAAACAAUGUAAAUUUCUUCCUCUCUUGAAUCUUAUUUCUUUUCUUCGAUUAACGACCUCGAUAAACACCUCAUCAUCCUUCUCACUGAAUAAACCGCGAGCUCUCCAAUUUCUCCUCAAUUGUAAAAAUGAAUUUUCCAUUCUCGUGGUGAAGUGAUUCAUAAAAAAUCAUAAAUAAAUUGUGCACGAAAUUGCAAGAUUUCUAAAAACUCCAACCAUCGAUUAUUCCCAAAUUAAUAGCUAAUUAAUCUCGAUUUUCAUCCGAUUACCUAUAAAUCUCGAAAUUACCGAUUUCUGGAUAGAUAUAAAAUUUUUUUUUCACCGUUUCUAUGACGUUAUUUACAAAUCUUCGUUAAUAACGAAUAGCCCCUCAGUAAUCGUUGAACUUCCGUAACGCAUUUUAUUCCAAGGUCAUGAGAGGUGACGGUGCAUUGGCGGAUGAAAACGGUAGACAUGAAAUUGAAACUGAAAACUUUCCCCACUAUUUUUUUUUUCAUUUCUAGCGCAAGUAUUCCUCUGUAUCGAAAGCCGAUGAGUCGACUAGGCUGUUGCAAACUACCGUAUGAUCCUCGUGUCUUUAUAAUCCCUCUGACUAUUUCAUCUUCUGUUGUGGAGGUGUCCUCAAUUUCACAAACGCGUUUGGAAUAGACUCCCGAUUUCUCCAGUUACAUGAAAUCGACGACAAACGUUUGCCUAAAAUUGAGUUCAUCUCCUCCAAUGUUUUUUCAUGCCUUAUUUCUGUAUCACCACCUUUGCCAGUUCUAAUCUCCAUUGAAUCUCGGAUACCUCUAAAUUCGAGGUAGAUUGUCUAUGGCUCUCUGGUCCCUGGAUCUAUUUUUUCUCUACUAAGUUAUAAAUCACUAGAUUAGGAAUAAUUUAAAUAACAUCAGAUGUGUGAAUAACGGCCUAGUGUAAACCUUAAUUGAUAGAAUUUACGACAUGAGUGAAUUUGUUCCUUGUUUAUCGCAGUAAUUUAUCUAUAAUGUAUUAAUUCUUGUUUUUAAGAUGACACGUGUAAAAAUGCCAAUAAAGUAUGAUUAAAUUA
Molecule: messenger RNA, 5215 nt
Organism: Diachasmimorpha longicaudata
Lineage: Eukaryota; Metazoa; Arthropoda; Insecta; Hymenoptera; Braconidae
Product: TOX high mobility group box family member 3
Exons: 2
Coding region: 1347-3074 (575 amino acids)
Source: RefSeq, a predicted model, not a curated record